AAUGGAAUUUUCAGUCAUGCAUAUACAAUGAAGCAAUGAUCUCUGAUGUUAUUGCUCCAUCACCAUGGAAGAUUUAUAGUUGCCACAAUGGACUAAGGAUCUUCAAAGAAGCACCAGAUUGGGGUUUCGGAAGAAGUUGGGGCAAUCACCCAGUAAUGAUGGCAGUGAGUGUGAUUGAGGGAACUUCAGAAGACAUUUUCCAAACUCUUAUGUCUCUACGGCCCUCAAGAUCAGAAUGGGACUUCUGUACACACCAAGGUAGUGUGAUAGAUCACAUUGACGAUCAUACUGAUAUAAUUCAUGUGAAGUUGUACAAUGAUCGGUUACCUAGGGGAAUGAAACCACGAGAUUUUUUGUUGCAAAGAUAUUGGAGAAAAGAGAAUGACGGCACAUAUGUUAUAUCAUUCCAUUCUGUUCAUCACAAGACUUGUCUACCACAAAGAGACUAUGUUCGUGCAUCCCUUCAAAGUGGAGGUUUUCUGAUAACUCCUGUCAAAAAUGGAAAGGCAUCACGUGUCAAACACAUGCUUGCUAUUGAUUGGAAAUUCUGGAAAUGGUAUCCAUGCCCUUCAUCUGCUUCUACACCCUUGACCAUUUCUUUGCUUGAGAGACUUGCAGCACUGAGAGAAUAUUUUAAGGCCAAAGAUGGAAAUUGUUCCUCUGAACCUAUUGCAAUAAAAGUCGAUACUAAGAAUGAAGUUACAAAAGAUAACAAGAGGGUCAUGGAACAUGUAAUGGAAGAUAAAGCAGGGAAAGAUAUUUCUCACUGUACAAGUUUAACGGACAUGAAUGAUUCAGAUGAGUUCUUUGAUGCUUAUGAGCGAAUGUAAUGUGAUGAAUUUGAAAAUAAGCCUUGCUUUCGAAAAAACACUCUCAGCAACAAAUAUUUUAUCUUAUAAAACAUCUUUUAGGGUGGCAUGUCCUAUAUACUGUUAAUUGUUGGAGUUGAAGCUACUGGAUGAACAAUGGACUUAUUACCCCCAAUGUCAUCAGCUUCUGGUUGGUACAAGACCCUGCAGGUUACAUUAAUUUUAUCUCAUUAUAAAUUAACUAGAGUUGCCAGUUAUUUAACAUAACUCUAAAAGGUUUUCUCAUAAAAUGAUUCCAAAUUUAUGUUUUGUAGUUCAGAAGAAGAACAAGAAACUGCUACAAGGGAGAAAUGUGUGUUAUGUCCAUAUUUCUUUGAUGAAUCUGGUCCAGUAGCAGGUUAAUUGAAGUCAAUGCUUAUGAAGAUCAAAGCCUAGAAUGUCAAUAUGUUGUUCUGGACAACAUUCCCAGCACAAAACCUACUCACCACUGAGCUAAAAUCUUGUUUGUGAAGAUCAAUAUGGAUGGUGUUCCUAUAGGGAGAAAUUGGACGUCAAUGCUUAUGACUACUAUGAAAAAUUUGCUCUGUUGUUGAUGUUGUUGAUGAACUGUUUAGAAGUCUCCUUGCAGGGUAUCACUCUCUUGGCCUUUUAGUUGUAUAGUUGUGUGCAUGUAGUCACUUUAAUCAUAUUUGUUGUUGAAACAUUUGUUUGAAUAUGGAGAUUUUUU
This is a messenger RNA of Vigna radiata var. radiata (mung bean), 1536 nucleotides long. RefSeq names its product protein ENHANCED DISEASE RESISTANCE 2-like. The record is from RefSeq and is a predicted model, not a curated record. Lineage: Eukaryota; Viridiplantae; Streptophyta; Magnoliopsida; Fabales; Fabaceae. Gene Ontology annotation, molecular function: lipid binding. The coding region runs from base 36 to 830 and encodes 264 amino acids. The transcript is spliced from 9 exons.